AAUAGGUUGGAUGAAAACAGACAAGGGGAAAGAGGGGCGAGGAAGAAGGGGGAAAAAAAUCCAGCCUUUCUCCGGCUGUGGCCAUUUUCUUCAAUCAUAAUUUCAUUUGUGGACUCUGAAGCCUGGGAGAAAGAGGGGGGGGUGAGCAGCACACGUUUCUUCAACCCCCACCUCCUGUUUUGCCUGAGCCAUAGGCAAAGGUUUCACACACACACACGGACGAAAGAGGAGCACACACAAGGCUAGGCCGCAAGUCAUUAGUUCUUGGUGGGCAAGCACUGACAAAAGGCUGUGAGAGAGAUCCGCAUGAGUGCCUGGAGAGCGACCACAGGAACUAUGGAGGGCUGAGCACAAGGACGUUCUCCUGCUUUUUUAUUUUGUUUUGGGGAAAGAAGCAGCACGGAGGACAUUGUCACAACCGAGCAGCCGUGCUACAACAAACAGGGAAGAGACGGAUCACUUGUUUGUGUUGAGGAUCUAUGCUCGUGUAUUUAGGAGGUGAGCGCAGUCUGCUGCAGCUGGCCCACGGCCACAUGUGAGUGAUGUUGUUGUGAGGACAUCAACUUGUUUUUGCUUGAUGAGGAAUGACUUCAUUGUGGGUCACAAUGCUGCUGCCGCUGAGGGGAUUACAGCAGAAUAGGAGAGCAGUGUCUGCGAUCUCAUGCUGGCUGAAUGGGAGGAAGAUCUAGGGCAAGAAAAAGGAUUUAAUCUGAAGGAAUGAAAGCCACAUAAACGUCCAGGUUCCCUCGCUGAGACCGGUUGACCAGGCAGCUAUCGAGGAGGCUACUUUUUAACCAUCUUGGGAAUCGGUGUAAACAAAAGGACCAAAACAACAGCUGGAGAAAAGAAGACAAGAAUAGGGGGAAUUGAAAUCCUCAGGCAUGCAAAACUAAAAGUUGCCACACUGACUGUUUCCAGGUCAUAGUGGAGUGGGAGGAGACUGAACCGCUCUUCUUUUUUCUGCCAAACACCCUCCCUCUCAAUGCUGUAGCCUAUUUUCUUUCUAAUUGACAUCUGCUUGUUAAGCCUGAGGACUCUUUAUUUUCUGCUAAUAUAAGUUAUAAUUACCUUAAUUAACGAAUGAGAGCACAGGCAAGCAGGAAACACUGAUUCAUUGAGGUGAGGGGAGUAACACACUGGACUUUUUUAUAUUUAUGUUACCUUGACAGCCAGACAUCUUGGCUGCCUGUCCCGUUUUCUUCCUCCGUGGUUCGGUAACCAAGCUAUGGCCAUGGUGAGUGGGGGCUGGGGAGAUCCCAACGGGGGCACUAACGGGCUUGGGGACAAGAGCUACCUGAGGGGGGAGGACGAAGACGGCUCUCCGCAGGCGGGAGGAAGCGACAUGGAGGCCGCGGACGAUGACAAGUCGUGCGUGGUGGACUGCGUGGUGUGCGGGGACAAGUCCAGCGGGAAACACUACGGCGUUUUUACGUGCGAGGGCUGCAAGAGCUUCUUCAAAAGGAGCGUGCGGAGGAACCUCAACUACACUUGCAGGUCAAACCGAGAGUGUCAGAUUGACCAGCACCACAGGAACCAGUGCCAGUACUGUCGACUGAAGAAAUGUUUCCGUGUUGGCAUGCGCAAAGAAGCAGUUCAACGCGGUCGGAUCCCACCUCAGCCGAGCCUCAGCCCCUCCAUCACGCCCUUAGGUGGUGCCAGCGGCCUUGGAGGUGGCGACUUCUACAACAACAACAACAACGGAGGAAGUGGCGGAGGUCAGCCGGUGUCGGAGCUCAUUUCCCAGCUGCUGCGAGCAGAGCCGUACCCCAGCAGUAGGUUUGGUCACCAGUACAACCAGCAGGCCGGUCCGGAUAAUGCCAUGGGGAUCGAUAACAUCUGUGAACUGGCUGCCAGGCUACUCUUCAGCACCGUGGAGUGGGCCAGGAGCAUCCCUUAUUUCCCCGAGCUGCCUGUGUCAGAUCAGGUGGCUUUGCUGAGGCUGAGCUGGAGCGAGCUGUUCAUCCUCAACGCAGCCCAGUCGGCCCUGCCACUACACAUGGCCCCCUUGUUGGCCGCGGCCGGCUUCCACUCCUCGCCCAUGUCUGCGGAGCGCGUAGUGUCCUUCAUGGAUCAGGUGAGGGUGUUCCAGGACCAGGUGGACAAGCUGAGCCGGCUGCAGGUGGACUCGGCUGAGUACAGCUGCCUUAAGGCCAUUGCGCUGUUUUCACCAGACGCCUGUGGUCUAACAGACCCAGUCCACGUGGAGUCUCUGCAGGAGAAGGCUCAGGUAGCUCUGACAGAAUACGAAAGGAUGCAGUACCCCAGUCAGCCUCAACGCUUCGGACGCCUGCUCCUGCGCCUCCCGGCCCUGCGCGCCGUUCCCGCUAGCCUCAUCUCACAGCUCUUUUUCAUGCGCCUGGUAGGAAAGACCCCCAUCGAGACGCUGAUUCGUGACAUGCAGCUCUCCGGAAGCUCAAUCAGCUGGCCGUAUGUCCCGGGACAGUAGCCCGCUUACGGAAGAGGUCUCCGCCUGGGAUUAGUGACGACAAAGACCCACAGGAAACCUCCUGACUCAUCACUAUCCAUCUGUGUGGUUAUCAAACUGCAGUGCCAGCUGGCCGUCAUAUGACCUGUACUGUAACCACUCUAUUCACUCUCAUGAAAUGAUCCCUCUGUCUCCACACGGCCUUUAGUAAAGAGAGGAGCCAGUGCCAGCCAGGAUCUGUCUUGUUGCCAGCCCAGUCGCUCUGGUGCCAGGUCUCAGGGCUGUGAACAGCUUUUCAUGCUGGGCUCCGAUAUGGCCACCACGGCCAGUCAUGCCACCCCCCACAUGCUACAGUGACUAAAGGCACUCCAGUUUCAUGUAGAGGGCAGCAGCACCCCGCGACAAACACAUCUAGAGGACAAAACGGUCCCGCCGCUGAAUUUCAGCAGAACAAUUUUCCCCACACUGGGCUCAUUUUCCACAGCUCACCCUUUGUGAUACAUUGACCUUUUUAUCCACACUGAUAACAUUACAAUUACAUGAUUAGAGUGGAUCUAAUUGAACUGUGGUGAACUGAAUAUUGGACAAAGAGCGAGCUCGUUUUUGAAGCAAAGCUCUUUUAGCUCAACACUGAGGAGGGAACGGAUCAUAUGGAACCAGAAAGAAAACAAAACCAAGGAAAAAUCACCAAAGUCUAUCAUUUCAUCCUCAGAGAUGGUUUCCGAUUAUAAUAAUUAGUCCACAAAGCAGAGAGAGAGAGAUGAAUGGACUCUUGUGACUGCCUGACCAUCAAGAGGACAAUGCAUUCAAACUCAUUCACAGGGUUCACUGUUGCUGUCAUAAAGCUGCAGUAACAGGGGAGCGGACUUAUACCUCACUAGACAUCAGAAUGCUUCAGUCUGAUAUUUCCUAAACACAAACCUCUGUAAAUGUUGUUCACCAGAAACCGCCUUCUUUUUGACAACUGCCUUGUUUUUCAUUCUGAAUUUGGGGUGAGCAGCAUCACAAACAUAUUUAACAAAACGAAAUGAUUUGACCGAUUGAUCAUUUAAUUGAAUUGAAUUGGUUUAAUCAUAGUGAAUUCAGCUGUCAAGCAAUGUUUGGAUCAAGCUUUCUUUGGUUGUUUUGGAGAAAUAGCAGGCUGACAUCAACUUGGGUUCUUUUAAAACAAACAACUAAAGGUAUAUUAAUUAGUUAUAGUUGGUGGUGAGAGUUUAUAACCAACACUACUAAUAAAAACACCAGUUUAUGUCGAUCAAUUCUGUUUCUGGGGGUAAAGUUCCCUAACAAAAUGUGUUGAUAUGUAUAUAUAUAUUGAAGCCAACUUUGUCUUUUUGCAUGUUGAAAUGUUGUUUUGGAUCUCUGCUAAGUGGAGACUUGUUUCAUUCUUUUACAUUAUGUAAUUCAAGGUUCAUUUAAGUAUUGCUUUCACUGUUGACUUCUAAAUGUUGUUUUUUUUCUAUAUGUAUUUACAUGAAAAUACCUCUGUCAUCUGCUUAGAUGUCAAAAAAAGACGCUUAUCUUCAUGCCAUUACAGCUGAUAUAAUAAGAGUGAGUCUAUACUGUUGGGAAUGAUGUGAGACAAUACUGUAAUGGAUGGAAAUGUGUUGGAAAAACUGCACUUGGAGGAUAUUCAAUGCCAAAACUUCAUGCUUAAGUUAAAAAAAAAAAGACGGGCCCUGAUCUGCUGGUCCACUAGGAUUUACCUCAUGCUGGUAUUUCAAGAGGCGGGUUUACAUGAGUAAAAUAUUUGAAAGGAAAUCAUAAUAUCACCUCUAAACACAAGGCAUUUCAGCAGUUAGUCUUUUCAAACACGAAGUAGAAGGAUGUAACUCUGCUUCUUGAUCUACCGCCGGGCCUUUCGAAAGUUAUUAAGAUCAUUUUCUUUUACGCAACAACUCACAAUACCAUGUCAUAGAGAAAAAAGGCUAAAUAUGCUAUUAAUGUUUUCUUAUCUUUGUGUUACUGAGGUCUUACGUUUUUUAAAAUUUUGUGUGUGGAAACGUUAUUAAAAGAAUCAAAAGAUGACGAUGUGUCUUUUGUUAUGUUUUCUUUGUUAUGUUGUAAUUACAUCUGUAUGAAGAAUGCCAAAUAAACACUGCGACAUGAA
Eleginops maclovinus (Patagonian blennie) is the source of this 4535-nucleotide messenger RNA. It is a transcript of the gene nr2f6a, whose product is annotated as nuclear receptor subfamily 2, group F, member 6a. Lineage: Eukaryota; Metazoa; Chordata; Actinopteri; Perciformes; Eleginopidae. Gene Ontology annotation, biological process: cell differentiation; negative regulation of transcription by RNA polymerase II; anatomical structure development. The record is from RefSeq and is a predicted model, not a curated record. The coding region runs from base 1226 to 2446 and encodes 406 amino acids. The transcript has 6 exons. Gene Ontology annotation, molecular function: RNA polymerase II cis-regulatory region sequence-specific DNA binding; zinc ion binding; nuclear receptor activity.